AUGUCAGGCCCUCGUACACGCUGCAUCAUCGUCCGUGCUGACAUCAUCGCCCUCGUACACGCUGCGUCAUCAUCAGUGCUGACAUCAUCGCCCCUCUUGGCUGGCAGCCCCAUCCAUCCCAGCAAUGCCAAGAGCUCAGUAGUGGGCUCUGCCGGGACUGCAACCAGUCUCAAGAAGAAGCCCAUUGGACCCCGGAGUGAGCCAAUUAACAGCCAGUACCCAGUGCCCAAGGUCACCCGUGCAACGUUAGUGCACCAGAACCCAGCCAGAGGCCCAGGACACAGGACAGGCCCAGGCCCCCAGGCCCAGACCCCCAGGCCCAGGCCCCCAGACCCAGACCCAGGCCCCCAGGCCCAGACCCCCAGGCCCAGGCCCCCAGACCCAGGCCCCCAGACCCAGGCCCAGGUCCCCCAGACCCAGACCCCCAGACCCAGGCCCCCAGACCCAGACCCAGGCCCCCAGGCCCAGACCCCCAGGCCCAGGCCCCCAGACCCAGGCCCCCAGACCCAGGCCCAGGUCCCCCAGACCCAGACCCCCAGACCCAGGCCCCCAGGCCCAGGCCCCCAGACCCAGGCCCCCAGGCCCAGACCCAGGCCCCCAGGCCCAGGCCCCCAGACCCAGGCCCCCAGACCCAGGCCCAGGCCCAGGCCCCCAGGCCCAGACCCAGGCCCCCAGGCCCAGGCCCCCAGACCCAGGCCCCCAGGCCCAGACCCAGGCCCCCAGGCCCAGGCCCCCAGACCCAGGCCCCCAGGCCCCCAGGCCCAGACCCAGGCCCCCAGACCCAGGCCCCCAGGCCCCCAGGCCCAGACCCAGGCCCCCAGACCCAGGCCCCCAGGCCCAGACCCAGGACCCCAGACCCAGGCCCCCAGACCCAGGCCCAGGCCCCCAGACCCAGGCCCCCAGACCCAGACCCAGACCCAGACCCAGGCCCAGGCCCCCAGACCCAGGUCCCCAGACCCAGGCCCCCAGACCCAGGCACAGGUCCCCAGGCCCAGGCCCCCAGACCCAGGCACAGGUCCCCAGGCCCAGGCCCCCAGACCCAGGUCCCCAGACCCAGGCCCCCAGACCCAGGCCCCCAGACCCAGGCACAGGUCCCCAGGCCCAGGCCCCCAGACCCAGGACCCCAGACCCAGGCACAGGUCCCCAGGCCCAGGCCCCCAGACCCAGGCCCCCAGACCCAGGUCCCCAGACCCAGGCACAGGUCCCCAGGCCCAGGCCCCCAGGCCCAGGCCCCCAGACCCAGGCACAGGUCCCCAGGCCCAGGCCCCCAGACCCAGGCACAGGCCCCCAGGCCCAGGUCCCCAGACCCAGGCACAGGUCCCCAGGCACAGACCCCCAGACCCAGGCCCCCAGACCCAGGCCCAGACCCCCAGACCCAGGCCCCCAGACCCAGGCCCCCAGACCCAGGCCCAGACCCCCAGACCCAGGCCCCCAGACCCAGGCCCCCAGACCCAGGCACAGGUCCCCAGGCCCAGGCCCCCAGGCCCAGGCCCCCAGACCCAGGCACAGGUCCCCAGGCCCAGGCCCCCAGACCCAGGCACAGGCCCCCAGGCCCAGGUCCCCAGACCCAGGCACAGGUCCCCAGGCCCAGGCCCCCAGACCCAGGCCCCCAGACCCAGGCACAGACCCCCAGACCCAGGCCCCCAGACCCAGGCCCAGACCCCCAGACCCAGGCCCCCAGACCCAGGCCCCCAGACCCAGGCACAGACCCCCAGACCCAGGCCCCCAGACCCAGGCACAGACCCCCAGACCCAGGCCCCCAGACCCAGGCCCAGACCCCCAGACCCAGGCCCCCAGACCCAGGCCCCCAGACCCAGGCCCAGACCCCCAGACCCAGGCCCCCAGACCCAGGCCCCCAGGCCCAGGCCCCCAGACCCAGGCCCAGACCCCCAGGCCCAGGCCCCCAGACCCAGGCCCAGACCCCCAGACCCAGGCCCCCAGGCCCAGGCCCCCAGACCCAGGCCCCCAGGCCCAGGCCCCCAGACCCAGGCCCAGACCCCCAGGCCCAGACCCCCAGACCCAGGCCCCCAGACCCAGGCCCCCAGGCCCAUACUGAUGUGUAAUUGCUGGUUAAUUUCAAUGAAUGAGAAAAUAUGCAGAACUGGAGAGAUUGGUCGCGAUAGGAUUAUCAGAUUUUCAGAAGUGAAAACCAAGACAUCCUGA
Molecule: messenger RNA, 2163 nt
Organism: Carcharodon carcharias (great white shark)
Lineage: Eukaryota; Metazoa; Chordata; Chondrichthyes; Lamniformes; Lamnidae
Product: basic proline-rich protein-like
Exons: 4
Coding region: 1-2163 (720 amino acids)
Source: RefSeq, a predicted model, not a curated record